AUGAAGACCUGUGCUGUGCAUAGCUGUGGUCAAUGCCGUGACAUCUGUGGUCAAUGCCGUGACAACUGUGGUCCAUGCCGCGACAUCAGUGGUCAAUGCCGUGAAAUCUGUGGUCCAUGCCGCGAUAUCUGUGGUCCAUGCCGUGACAUCUGUGGUCAAUGCCGUGACAUCUGUGGUCAAUGCCGUGACAUCUGUGGUCCAUGCCGCGAUAUCUGUGGUCCAUGCCGUGACAUCUGUGGUCAAUGCCGUGACAUCUGUGGUCAAUGCCGUGACAUCUUUGGGCCAUGCCGUGACAUCUGUGGGCCAUGCCGUGACAUCUGUGGGCCAUGCCGUGACAUCUGUGGUCAAUGCCGUGACAUCUGUGGGCCAUGCCGUGACAACUGUGGUCCAUGCCGCGACAUCAGUGGUCAAUGCCGUGAAAUCUGUGGUCCAUGCCGCGAUAUCUGUGGUCCAUGCCGUGACAUCUGUGGCCCAUGCCGUGACAUAUGUGGUCCAUGCCGUGACAUAUGUGGUCCAUGCCGUGACAUCUGUGGUUCAUGUCGUGACAUCUGUGGUCCAUGCCGUCACAUCAGUGGUCCAUGCCGUGACAUCUGUGGUCCAUGCCGUGACAUCUGUGGUCCAUGCCGUGACAUCUGUGGUUCAUGCCGUGACAUCUGUGGUCCAUGCGGUAGCCUGCUCAGCACCUCCUGCUCAGCACCUCCUGCUCAGCACCUCCUGCUCAUCACCUCCUGCUCAGACCUUCCUGCUCAGCACCCUCUGCUCAGCACCCUCUGCUCAGCACCUCCUGCUCAGCACCUCCUGCUCAGCACCCUCUGCUCAGCACCUCCUGCUCAGCACCUCCUGCUCAGCACCUCCUUGUCAGCACCUCCUGCUCAGCACUUCCUGCUCAGCACCUCCUGCUCAGCACCUCCUGCUCAACACCUCCUGAUUAUCAUCAGAACCUAA
This is a messenger RNA of Hyalella azteca, 945 nucleotides long. RefSeq names its product keratin-associated protein 5-2-like. The transcript has a single exon. The record is from RefSeq and is a predicted model, not a curated record. Lineage: Eukaryota; Metazoa; Arthropoda; Malacostraca; Amphipoda; Hyalellidae. Bases 1 to 945 code for a protein of 314 amino acids.